AGUCUCCCGCCAGUUCCCGGGUCACUCGGAGCUCUGGCCGGCAGCCGACCAUCCUGAGCAUGUUCUCCAAAGGGUCCAACAAACGGAAAUCGGAGGAGGUGAACGGGGAAGUGAAGCAGGAGGUGAUGAGCGUGGAGAAGGAGGAAGAGGAGCUGGAGGAGAAGGAACAGGAUGAGAAAAGGAUUAAAAUCGAAACCAAAGAAGGGUUGGAGAUAAAAGAUGAAAUUACUCAGGUUAAAACUACACCACCUGCUAAAACCACCCCUCCCAAGUGUGUCGACUGCAGACAGUACCUCGAUGAUCCCGACCUCAAAUUCUUCCAAGGGGAUCCUGAUGAUGCCCUGGAGGAGCCAGAAAUGCUGACGGAUGAGCGCUUGUCCCUCUUCGACGCUAACGAAGAUGGCUUCGAGAGCUACGAGGACCUGCCGCAGCACAAAGUCACCUCUUUUAGCGUCUACGACAAGCGAGGUCACUUGUGCCCCUUUGACACCGGCCUGAUCGAGAGGAACAUCGAGCUGUAUUUCAGCGGUGCCGUGAAGCCCAUCUACGACGAUAACCCUUGUCUGGACGGUGGGGUGAGAGCCAAGAAGUUGGGGCCCAUAAACGCCUGGUGGAUCACGGGGUUUGAUGGAGGGGAGAAGGCUUUGAUCGGCUUCACCACAGCCUUUGCGGAUUAUAUCCUGAUGGAGCCCAGCGAGGAGUACGCUCCCAUCUUCGCCCUCAUGCAAGAGAAGAUCUACAUGAGCAAAAUCGUCGUCGAGUUCCUGCAGAACAACCGCGACGUCAGCUACGAGGAUCUGCUCAACAAAAUUGAGACCACCGUACCUCCCGCGGGGCUGAACUUCAACCGCUUCACAGAGGACUCGCUCCUGCGACAUGCCCAGUUCGUGGUGGAGCAGGUGGAAAGCUACGACGAAGCCGGGGACAGCGACGAACCCCCCGUCCUCAUCACGCCCUGCAUGAGGGACUUGAUCAAGUUGGCUGGAGUCACCCUGGGGAAGAGGCGAGCUGUCAGGCGGCAGGCCAUCCGCCACCCCACCAAAAUAGACAAGGACAAGGGUCCCACCAAAGCCACCACCACCAAGCUGGUGUACCUCAUCUUCGACACCUUCUUCUCGGAGCAGAUCGAGAAGGACGAGAAAGAAGAUGACAAGGAGAACGCCAUGAAGCGCCGGCGCUGUGGCGUUUGCGAGGUCUGCCAGCAGCCCGAGUGCGGGAAGUGCAAGGCUUGCCAGAACAUGGUGAAGUUUGGGGGCAGCGGACGGAGUAAGCAGGCUUGUUUGCAGAGGAGGUGUCCCAACCUGGCCGUCCGGGAAGCUGAUGAGGACGAGGAGGUGGACGACAACAUCCCCGAGAUGCCAUCGCCCAAGAAGAUGCUGCAGGGCAGGAAGAAGAAGCAGAACAAGAGCCGUAUCUCCUGGGUGGGGGAGCCCAUCAAGAGCGAUGGGAAGAAGGACUACUACCAGAGGGUCUGCAUUGACUCGGAGACCCUGGAGGUGGGAGACUGCGUCUCCGUCAGCCCCGACGAUCCCACCAAGCCCCUCUACCUCGCCAGGGUGACAGCCAUGUGGGAGGACAGCAGCGGUCAGAUGUUCCACGCGCAUUGGUUCUGCCCUGGCUCGGACACCGUCCUGGGGGCCACCUCUGACCCCCUGGAGCUCUUCUUGGUGGAUGAGUGCGAGGACAUGCAGCUCUCCUACAUCCACGGCAAAGUCAAAGUGAUCUACAAGGCGCCCUCGGAGAACUGGUCCAUGGAGCAGGGCGGGCUGGACAUGGAGAUCAAGAUGGUGGAAGACGACGGGAGAACUUAUUUUUAUCAGAUGUGGUACGACCAGGAGUACGCUCGAUUCGAGUCCCCGCCGAAAACUCAGCCCACGGAAGACAACAAAUACAAGUUCUGCAUGAGCUGCACGCGCCUGGACGAGGUAAGGCACAAGGAGAUACCCAAAGUGGCUGAGCCCCUGGAAGAAGGGGAUGGGAAGAUGUUCUACGCCAUGGCCACCAAGAACGGAGUGCAGUACAGGGUGGGAGAUGGCGUCUACCUCCUGCCGGAAGCCUUUUCCUUCAGCAUGAAACCCGCCAGCCCAGCCAAGCGCCCCAAAAAGGAGGCGGUGGAUGAGGAGCUGCACCCGGAGCACUACCGCAAGUACUCGGAGUACAUCAAGGGCAGCAACCUGGAUGCCCCUGACCCUUACCGCGUGGGCCGCAUCAAAGAGAUCUUCUGCAACAUCCGCAGCAACGGCAAACCCAACGAGGCCGAUAUCAAGCUGCGCAUCUGCAAGUUUUACAGACCCGAAAACACGCACAAGUCCAUGAAAGCCAGCUACCACGCAGACAUCAACCUCCUGUACUGGAGCGACGAGGAGACGACGGUUGACUUCCGCGCCGUGCAGGGCCGUUGCACGGUGGUGUACGGGGAGGAUCUGACAGAGAGCAUCCAGGACUAUUCUGCCGGUGGGCUCGACCGCUUCUACUUCUUGGAGGCUUACAACGCAAAAACCAAGAGCUUUGAAGAUCCUCCCAACCACGCUCGGAGCUCUGGCAAUAAAGGGAAGGGGAAGGGGAAAGGGAAAGGCAAAGGCAAAGGGAAGUCGUCGGUGAGCUGCGAGCAGAGCGAGCAGGAGCCGGCUGAGCUGAAGCUCCCCAAGCUGCGGACCUUGGAUGUCUUCUCUGGCUGCGGAGGGCUGUCCGAGGGCUUCCACCAGGCAGGUGUGUCGGAGACACUCUGGGCUAUCGAGAUGUGGGAACCGGCCGCCCAGGCUUUCCGACUGAACAAUCCCGGCACUACCGUCUUCAGCCUGCUGAAGCUGGUCAUGUCCGGCGAGAAGACCAACUCGCUGGGGCAGAAGCUGCCGCAGAAGGGGGACGUGGAGAUGCUGUGCGGUGGUCCCCCGUGCCAGGGCUUCAGCGGCAUGAACCGCUUCAACUCCCGCACCUACUCCAAGUUCAAGAACUCCCUGGUGGUUUCCUUCCUCAGCUACUGCGACUACUACAGACCGCGGUUCUUCCUUCUGGAGAACGUCAGGAACUUCGUAUCCUUCAAGCGUUCCAUGGUGCUGAAGCUCACCCUACGCUGCCUUGUCCGCAUGGGUUACCAGUGCACCUUCGGGGUCCUACAGGUAGGGACGUAUUCCGGCCCCUUCCGCACCAUCACCGUGCGGGAUACCAUGUCCGACCUGCCAGAGAUCAGGAACGGUGCCUCCGCCUUGGAGAUCUCCUACAACGGGGAGCCCCAGUCCUGGUUCCAGCGGCAGAUCCGGGGCUCCCAGUAUCAGCCCAUCCUCAGGGACCAUAUCUGCAAG
This is a messenger RNA of Pygoscelis adeliae (Adelie penguin), 3302 nucleotides long. Its product is annotated as DNA (cytosine-5)-methyltransferase 1-like. Lineage: Eukaryota; Metazoa; Chordata; Aves; Sphenisciformes; Spheniscidae. The record is from RefSeq and is a predicted model, not a curated record. Gene Ontology annotation, molecular function: chromatin binding; zinc ion binding; DNA binding. Gene Ontology annotation, cellular component: nucleus.